CAUGGGAGAGGGAACAAGACAUUCACAUGCACACACACACACCCUCCUCCAACAGUCCUCUCCUCAUUGUUUGGGACGGAAUGGGUCCCCAGCUGAGGGGGCCAGGGCAGGAAGAGGUGGAGGACAAGAAGAACUCGUGAGAAUUGGAGUCCAACCUUGGAGGGCUUCUGUGGGGGCGGAAGAGGCUGACUCCAGGCCUGAGAGCCCAGGGGGAGGCCGCCAGCAGGGAGCUGAGCUCUCUGAAGAGGGUCUGGGGAGGGGGUGAGGAGGCAGAGGUGGGCUGAUGUCUGAAGACGUCACCUGGGCUUUAUAAAAGGGGACCGACUGAGGAGCUGGUGAGAGGCAGCUAAGGAGCCCAGCUCCCCUCCCGCCGGCGCUCGCCCACCCAGGCAGCCUCCUCUGUCUCCUCUCCUCAGAGACCCAGUGGAUCUCGCCUGGGCCAGGAAGAGCCAAGCCUCAGCGCGAUUCCAGGACCUGCCUCUUCUCAUCAGGAUGAACGCACUGAUUUCUUGGCCACUACUGCUUUUCCUCUGUGCCACCUCCUUCGGGGACCCACUGGCAAAGGUGGCACCUGUGGAUGAUCCUAGACCCAUAGGCCAGAGACUGGGACCUCUGACGGCCCUGGACCCUUGGGAGCAGGACCUGCGGUGCACGGAGAGGAAGCCUGUCCCAGCCGGGCCGAGCCCUCGGGGGGUCUCGCUGUGUCCCCCUGGCGAGAGCCCUGCGGGGCCCCAGGUGAUGGGUCCAUGCUCCCCGCGCAGUCGUCUGAUUCCCGCGCCCCGGGGCGCGGUGCUGGUGCAGCGGGAGAAGGACCUGUCCUCCUACAACUGGAACUCUUUCGGUCUGCGCUAUGGCAAGCGGCAGACAGCGCCUGGAAGCCGCCGCGGAGGCGCUGAACCUGGCCCAGGGCGCAGGUGCGGGCAGUGAACUUCAAACCCCGACUAGAGGCCGAGCAGGCAGAGG
This is a messenger RNA of Ictidomys tridecemlineatus (thirteen-lined ground squirrel), 963 nucleotides long. RefSeq names its product KiSS-1 metastasis suppressor (gene Kiss1). NCBI's taxonomy places the organism in Eukaryota, Metazoa, Chordata, Mammalia, Rodentia, Sciuridae. Gene Ontology annotation, biological process: G protein-coupled receptor signaling pathway; positive regulation of cytosolic calcium ion concentration. Gene Ontology annotation, molecular function: kisspeptin receptor binding. The record is from RefSeq and is a predicted model, not a curated record.